CCGUCCGCGCAGCCCCCCCCCCCCCCCCCCGGGUGUAAUUUUCGGGGGAAACAAUAGGGAAUAUCAGCGUUUGUUUGCAAAGGGGCCGUCGGCGCGGCGCUGCACAAUGAAGGCUUUGUUGGGCGGCACAGGGCUCCCUCUGUGUGCGCGCUGCCUUGCUCCUCUCCUCCGCUCCGGGCCGCGGGUGUAGCCGGCUCCUGAAUGGCACCGGUUGUGCCCAGCCAAAGACGCACCAUGGACACGAGCGGCCACAGCGUCCUCCUCCUCCAGCAGCUGAACAUGCAGCGGGAGUUUGGCUUCCUGUGCGACUGCACAGUUGCCAUUGGAGAUGUUUACUUCAAAGCCCACAGAGCGGUGCUAGCUGCUUUUUCAAACUAUUUUAAGAUGAUAUUUAUCCAUCAGACAAGUGAAUGCAUAAAGAUUCAGCCUGCAGACAUCCAGCCUGACAUUUUCAGUUACUUGCUGCAUAUCAUGUACACCGGGAAGGGGCCGAAGCAGACCGUCAACCAGAGCCGGCUGGAGGAGGGCAUCCGGUUUCUCCACGCAGACCACCUCUCCCAUAUCGCCAUCGAGAUGAACCAGGUGUUCCCGUCAGAGGCUGUGCAGUCUUCAAACCUGUACGGGAUCCAGAUCUCAACUGCUCACAAAACGGCCAAGGAACGUCUGGGAGCGAAGGAGACGCUGGCCAAGCCGGGCAGCAGGUCUUCUGCCCAGGGCGACCACCCGCAGCUGCAGCUCUCCCUCGCCAUCGGGCUCGACGACAGCUCCCUCGACCAGCAGGUUGCUCGCCCCGCCGCGCAGCCAGCUGCUCUGGUCAAGCCGGCAGAAGAGCUGCCAAAGCUCUCCGUGUCCGUAAAGCAGGAGAAGUGUGACUCGGAGCCCGUGGUGUCCCAGAGCUGCACCCCUCCUUCUCCGGACGUGGCCAGCCCCAUCUUUGCCAAGGCCAGCCUCAGGGUGCACUUGUGUCACUACUGCGGGGAGCGCUUCGACUCCCGCGGGGGGCUGCGGGAGCACCUGCACACCCACGUCUCGGGCUCACUGCCCUUCGGCGUGCCGGCCUCCAUCCUGGAGAGCAGCGACCUCGGGGAGGUGCAGCCUCUGGCAGAGAGCAGGGAGGCCGGGGAGGGUCACCGCCUCGGGGCCUUCCUCCUCAAAGAGGACGAGCAUCAGCUGGAGCACCCGAGCUGCGGCGACCUCGAACCUCUGCAGAUCGGCCAGCUCUCCCUCAUCUCCAAGGACCACGAGCCGGUGGAGCUGAACUGUAAUUUCUCGUUCUCGAGAAAGAGAAAAGUCAGUUGCACCAUCUGUGGCCGUGCAUUUUUCCGGAAGAGCCAGUUGCUGGAACACAUGUACACACACAGAGGGAAGCAGCCCAAGUACGGCCGCUGCCAGCGGCUGGAGAGCCCCGCCACCCCCAGGUUUCGUCCUUACGGUGACAGUGAGAGCGUGGGGAAGAGCCCCAGUUUAUCUCAGGACCACCUGGACGAAUGUAUAUUGGAGUCCGAUCUUAUCCAAGAAAGCGUGGAUACGAUCCUGGUAGAGUAGUCCUUCCUCCCACUUCAGGUGCUGGAUAUGUGGGCAUUUUCUGUGCAGUGGGUGGCUGCUCUCUAGAACUGUCUUCAGCAAUCGUUCCCAUCACCACUGAGCUAGUGAAGAACUGUGUUUGGCCUGCGUGUUUACUUUUUUACUUCACUAACUUUUAAACUCAAGCUAAUUCAAUCUAAGUCCUUCCUGGAAGCCUCCAUGUAACUCGGUUACAUUUUGAUAAAUGUGAAUUUAUUCUUGCUCUGCUUUACUCCAGUUCUUACCGUGUUGCUGGGUGUGAGGUUUAUACAUCCCCUAAGACACUGAGUGGCACCAAGGGAUGUUUGUAUCCCUUAGAAUUGCUCUUCUGAAGCUAGUUGAGGGAAGUGUAGAGGGAAAUAAAUAUUGCUCUUUCCCAAAUAAUUUGUUUUUAAUUUAAAUAAAUAUCAAGGAGAUAAAUCCUGAAGUUUGUGUUGUAUAAUUGCAGUUAAUAAAUCUCAAUAUAAAUACAUG
Messenger RNA from Oxyura jamaicensis (ruddy duck), 2037 nucleotides. RefSeq names its product zinc finger and BTB domain containing 25 (gene ZBTB25). The transcript has 3 exons. The record is from RefSeq and is a predicted model, not a curated record. Gene Ontology annotation, molecular function: protein binding; DNA-binding transcription factor activity, RNA polymerase II-specific; RNA polymerase II cis-regulatory region sequence-specific DNA binding. The coding region runs from base 202 to 1545 and encodes 447 amino acids. NCBI's taxonomy places the organism in Eukaryota, Metazoa, Chordata, Aves, Anseriformes, Anatidae. Gene Ontology annotation, biological process: regulation of transcription by RNA polymerase II. Gene Ontology annotation, cellular component: nucleus.